AUGGCUUCUGAAGCACUCAGUUUCGAAUGUGCCCUGAUCACGGGAGGAGGAGGCGGCAUCGGCAAGGCUAUUGCGCAGUAUCUCAUCUCAAAGGGCAAGAAGGUCCUCAUCGCCGGGCGCACCGAGUCCAACCUCAAGAGCACCGCGGCCGAGAUCAACGCUGCGGGCUACUACGUCCUCGACACAGGCGCUGUGUCCACCAUCCCGGCGUUCAUCGCCAAGAUCACAUCCGCGAACCCGGAGCUGGACUGCCUCGUCAACAACGCCGGUGUGCAGCGGCCCCUCCAGGUGCUCAAGGACGCGCCGGAGGAGUUCCUACGAAAGGCGGAUCAGGAACUCGACAUUAACAUCCGCGGGCCGAUGCAUCUGGCGCUGGGGCUGCUGCCGCACUUCCGCGCCAGGGAGGGCGGCGCGGUGAUUGUCAACGUGUCGAGCGUGCUGGGCUUCAACCCGUUCUCCAUCAUCAACCCGGUGUACAACGGCACCAAGGCGUGGCUGCACUUCUGGAGCAUGGCGCUGCGCACGCAGCUGGAGGGCACGGGCGUCAGGGUGGUGGAGAUUGCGCCGCCGACGGUGGCGACGGACCUGCACCGCGAGAGGGAGGAUCCGGAUGACAAUAAGAAGGAGAAGAACGCGGCGGCGCUGAGCGUGGAUGAGUUCAUGGAGGAGGUGGCGGAGAAGUGGGAGAGGGGAGAGGACAUGAUUACGGCGGGGACGGGCAAUGAGUUGGUGAAGAAGUGGUAUGGAGCUUAUGGGGAGGCGUAUGAUAAAGCUGCCAAAGAGUAUACUGAGAAACAGAGCAAACAAUGA
This is a messenger RNA of Phaeoacremonium minimum UCRPA7, 810 nucleotides long. RefSeq names its product putative short-chain dehydrogenases protein. The record is from RefSeq and is a predicted model, not a curated record. Gene Ontology annotation, cellular component: membrane. NCBI's taxonomy places the organism in Eukaryota, Fungi, Ascomycota, Sordariomycetes, Togniniales, Togniniaceae. The coding region runs from base 1 to 810 and encodes 269 amino acids. The transcript has a single exon.